GGCAUCACGUUAUUGUUCACGCGUGUGUUACAAAAACCUCAGUAGUAUCGUUCUAACAGUCACAAGUUUUACAAUUUUAUGAUCCGGAUUCGCAUACUUACCUCCAAAUAAUUUUCGAUAUUUCGAACGUAUAUUUUUUUGUUGGUUGAUAUUUUAAAAAAUGAUAUACGCACUCUUGUUAGCCACAGUAACUGCUGUGGCGCAUGGCGGUACUAUAUCGACGUGGGGUGAAAUUUUAAUGAAUUCAAGCAGUCCAGUUCCUGUAAAUUCGGCAACAAAAGAGAAUGACUACCCAUUAAAACCCCGCGGAAUGGACAACCUGCUGAUGCACAAUAUUUUACGGGUUACCGUUAGCGGUGCCGAAUCUCUAAUGAAUCCCUGCACUCUCAACGACUUUGUUGGAGAUAACAUGAAAAAAACCCUGCAGAAAUCCAAAGUCAAACCGCCUAAACAAUAUGUGGCAAGAAAUAUAACCCGUGAAAUGCUGCUGAAUCAGGUUAUGCCGGCGCUAAAAGAGGGAAUUGAUCUGUACCGAUCCAUGUUUGUGCUGCAUGAAACAACAAAUUUGACCAUUUUCCUGGACCAGAACAGAGAUAAUAUGUACGCCAAUACGGUGCUGCAAAACUACUCGCAUUACUAUAUUCGAGCAGGUAAUGACGAAAUGACUCAGAUUCUGUUUAUCGGGAUCGUUGAUCGUUCAGAAAUCGAAAAAGAUGGUGUAGACCUUCCGGCGCUGGACUUUCUGGCAGCUCAAGGAUUAUACAAACAUCCUCGUCAGCAGACAGAAUUUCAAGACCUUCACCGUGAAGAGUCCGAGAUGAUUCUUGAAAAACGACAGCAAAUGGCCGUACUGCUCUCGGAACAGGGAACAUUCUGGGACGAUGACAUCGACUACAUUACCAACCUGCUGACCAUUGCAUUUAACGGACCGGAAACAAACACAGAGUUUGUGGAAAUGUUACCAAAGAUUAUGAAAUCACUAAAUCAUAAAAUGCAGUCAGGGCCCGACCAGGUAACGGAAAAAGAUUACGACGCGCUGUGCGCCCAGUGGGAUGCCGAAAAUGGGGCAGUAAAGAGAGAUUAGUCUUACUGCGCAAAAACGAACCAAGUGUAUAACUAAUAUAUUACAUAGUAUGGCUGCUUUGGGAACUGGAAAGGCUUUGCGGUGGAAAACAUUUAGCUUUACUUCAGUUUAAUGGACAAUAAUGUCCAAUGAUAAUCUUAAGAGUGAAUUAACCGGUUAACCAUAUUAUUAUGUAAUGUGUCCCUGCACGAUAAAUUAUCACUGUCGCGCUAUCUGUCGCAUAUUCGCGAGAAAUAAAGGUACAA
Messenger RNA from Paramacrobiotus metropolitanus, 1329 nucleotides. RefSeq lists its product as uncharacterized. NCBI's taxonomy places the organism in Eukaryota, Metazoa, Tardigrada, Eutardigrada, Parachela, Macrobiotidae. The record is from RefSeq and is a predicted model, not a curated record. Bases 161 to 1084 code for a protein of 307 amino acids. The transcript is spliced from 3 exons.